Molecule: messenger RNA, 939 nt
Organism: Coprinopsis cinerea okayama7#130
Lineage: Eukaryota; Fungi; Basidiomycota; Agaricomycetes; Agaricales; Psathyrellaceae
Exons: 13
Coding region: 1-939 (312 amino acids)
Source: RefSeq, a predicted model, not a curated record
AUGGAUUCUGAGCUCAUCGAAACGCUGGGUGGUUUGGCGGGGCAGACUCGGGCGCGGAAUUAUAUAACGAGUGAGUUCAAUGCCCGGAUGAUCUCACGGUUGGGUUCACGAUAUUUGUUAUGGACUUCCUGGAAACCCUCGAACGAGAGCACGGGCGCUUACGUACUUCCUUCAUCUUCACCUUCCCUGCCACACCCACACCAGAUCACGCUUAUAUGGUCUAUGAACUGGAACUGGGUUAAGUGCCUCUAUGCUAUGUGUAAACCGCUCGCUAUGGCCAUUGCGGUGCUCAUGGCGAUUUCGAUUGCCGCCUCUGAAGCCUUGCUGUUCCUUCGCGUAUGGGCGUUCGCUUUGCGCUCUAGAGGAGUAAUGGUGUUUUUGACUUUGUUCUUGGUGACGAUGAUCACCGGUUCUGUGACCUGCAGUAUAGCAUUCAGUCAGACGUUACGCUUUAUCCCAUCCCCCGUCCCUUCGAUUACGGGAGUAUGUCUCGCCAUCGAAGCAAAGCUUAAAUAUAUCAUCGCUUGUUUUGCGUUGAUUUUUGCUGAGCAGUUUGUGGUGAUGAUAACGUGCAUAAUAGUGGGAAUGCGACGGCACCACCACGGGUGGGGCGUGAAGAGUCCGCUGGUGAGGACCUUGUUUAUAGAUGGGGUGGUUUACUUUGUCGUUCUUUCCGCCCUCGCUUUAACCAACGUCAUCCUCUUCUCCACACCCAACACUCGAGAAUUCUCAACAGCAACAAUACAAGGCGUACUACACAGCCUCCUCGCCACCCGUAUGCUGCUCAACCUUCGGCAACUUGGCCUUGAAGGACCCGAUUCUACCACUGCUGGGAGGUCGUUACCAAAAGUCUCGCAUGCGAUCAAGUUUUUGAGUAUCAGAACGAUGUCGAGUCGCGAUCGGACGGGGAAGGGGAAUAACAUGAGAACCAUGCUGUAA